AUGGACCCCAUCCUGGACCUUGGACCGCAGGUGAGGCUGUCUCUGUCAGCAGUUGGUCAGAUUGCUGCCCCGUUGCAAGCCUUAUGGGUUUUUGGACAUUUGAUUGAACGCCUCGAGCAAUUGCAGCAUGGUGGGCAAACAUAUGACCCCAAUGCACAAAUCCAAGCUUAUCGUGCAUGGCUUUUGAUGAGAUGCAAGCAGGUUUGGACAUGUGACCACGAACCCAUUGAUGACCCCAAACUUUCUGCGUUGAUUGGGUUUUGGGAGGAUCACAAAACUUUGUCCCUUGCUGAAUUGUUGUAUCCCAUUCGAUGGCAAGGGUUGAUUCGUCAACAUGUUAGCAUUGCUGCAAUCUUAGACCACCUCAUCAAGAUUGAGAGUCUAGCGGCCCCCCAAACCAAUUUGGAUCAAGGGGAAACUGAUGAUGAAGCACCGACUCCUUGGUAUGAUGCACCGGUGCGGGUAGCAGACCCUGACGCCGUUGAGUGUAUGAGUGUUGAUUUUUGCACGGUCAUGUUCACUGGAAGCUCUGAGUCCCCCAUCAAAUUCCAACCGAAGUGUGAUUGCACCGUAGGCCAGUUUUUGACUGCUCAGGAAAAGCUGGUUGAAAAGAUGGAGAUUGAAAGCAUCAGACUUCGGGGACAAGAUAUUGAUCGUUCACAUGUCAUGGAAGUGGGACAAGUCAUCGUCGUCACGCUGCACGACAAAUCAGAUACCACCCCGAAAGCUGGUCUGUCGCCUGAAGGGUUUUGCCCAAAUGUCGAGGUUUCACCAACGGUUGAAUGGACGCAAUUGCCCAAUGAAGACUCUGUGAUCAAAUCGCCGCCUCGCAAGGUCUCUAAGUAUGAUGUUGGUGAAUGUUUGAUCCCUGACCCCAAGUCGGUUUCUGAAGAAUCCUGGUUGGACGCUGGCCCACUUUUGGGACUCAAGGGGGAUCAAUACCUGAAAUUGAUGUUUCGAGAUGCCAAAUUGCGAGACGCCCCUGGAUCUGGGGUGCUGGAGACCAGCCACCUGAUGAUGCAGUGCAAACUCAGAGUCCAUCCAGUGGGCCGAGGAUCACAAGAGAUGAGAGGCCAAAACGUUGUCACGGUUGUCUCAAUUGACAAUCACUGGUUGCCCAUUUGGAUUGGUCAUGAAUCACUGCUGCAAGAUUGGAUUCAUGGAAAUGCAACCAGUCACCCCGAAGUAGGAUUCUUGACGUGCCUACUGAUUGCUGAGCGAUGGAUACCUGUGUGGCUCACCAACACCGAUCAGGAAGUGCAAUGUUCCACGAUGAACUUGUGCCCAUAUGAACAGGAGUUGGUGGACGCGUUUGUGCAACACCUUGCAAGACAGUGGGGAAUCAACAUGGGCCAGUGUUACCAAGAACAUGCCCCACCACCGGUUUCAUUGUGUGGCCCGUAUGCAAUCAACUUCCUUGAGCAUGUUGUACUAGGCCAGACACGUUUCAAGAAUGCUGCUGCGUUGUUGUACCAUAGUUGGAGACAGCAAGGGGAGUUCCAGAUUGAACCUCAAGACCAUUGCACCAGCACCCCACUGUUGUGGGGCCAUGGAAGGACUGAUGAUUCCAACCAUGCACCACCCAAUGAGGGUUCCAGACAGACCAGAGCGCAGAUGAUUGCACCGCAUGGACAUGCCAUGGGCGAUGACGAAAUCCUGUUUCACUUGAACCACCUUGCCCAGUGUAGCUUAGCACUUCCGGCCAGCCAGUAUCGAGCACAAAGACAGUUUCACUGUUUGCCACCGCUGACUUGGUAUGAAUGGAGUCUAGGCCAGGAGCAUGUGAUGCAAGCAUGGAUGCAGGAACACUCUGAUUUUUGCGCUGAGAACCACUCAAUUGUCACAUGCAUGCACAUCAAUCAACAUUGGAUGCCCGUUUGGAUUGAACCACAUGGGACUGACGUGCAUUGCCACACCUUGCACCACCGUGCUGAUGACAUCGUGACCAUGGACCAUCAACUGACCAGGCUGGCGGGUACUCUUGGAUUUGAAGGCAUCAUAAUCCACCGAGUUCCAAACCCGAUUUCGGUGACACAAUUGUGUGGCCCACUGGCUAUCAAUUUCCUAGCGCACAUCAUGGUAGGCACCCCACUUCCGGUGGAUGAAUUGCAACUCCGAUAUCGAAGCUGGGACAUGAAGCAAGUGUUUGCUGAUCACAUCGGAGAUCACACUUGUGAAUGCCCAGUUGCAGUCCACCAGGGUGCUAUGGGACAUGAUGAAAUGGAGUUUCACAUUCACGCCAUGCGCUCCCUCCAAGAUAGUGACAUUCCGUACAGGGUGAAGGACAUCCCAUGUGGUGCCAUGACAAUUGCGACCAUUGCAGGUGUCUUUGGAAUGCGACCCAAUGUAGAUCAUUUGAAAUUCUUUCACCAUGCCCUCCAGACAAGUUUCCUGCUUGCUCAGCCUCGUGAUGAGGCACUGCAUGUGCACUGGGGUUUUGGACCACAUGGACAAUUGCAGAAGAACUUGGUAACGGAACUCCUGAAACAUGGCAUCCCUCAGGGAGUUGUUGAACAGAGAGCCAACGAUGCAAUCCGUGUGCUAGGCAGUGAGCAACUGAUUGCUGCCAUGAAUCACAGGCAACCGUGGAAACAACUUAAAAUGAUUGGUAAUCAUGCAAAGUUCCAGUUUGUGCUCCCUUCUGAAUUGGCCCUUGCGGUCGAGCAGAAUAAGGGGAAAACCGUUGGGGGUAAAGGUAAGGGCAAAUCCAAGACCAAGGGGCCACCUGUUCCUGUUGAACUGGACCCAAGCAAGCUCCAGAUCCUGGAAGGUACCUUUCGCAGCCAGGGACAGAUUGUGCCGCAACUCAGACCCAGCCAGAUUGGACCAGUGAGCUGUGGGGUUGUUCUCAUGAAUUGUCAAGAAGCAGAACCUUACCUCCGUGCAGGUGCAAAGGUGUCGCAAGAGCCAUUGGCAUUGGCUAUCCUUGCCAGACAGGACGGGGGUGUCACUACAGCCCUCCCACAUGCCACUAUCACGGUCCCUUGCCGGUGUGUGAUUGAUCAUGAGCCUGUCCUUGCCGAUGUCACCCUGGUGCAGAUUGGCCAAGGUUUUGUAGAAAAGCCCAUUGACCCCGCAGUGGUUCAAAUUGAAUCCCUGGAUGUUGUGACACUCAAAAUCCUUGCCUACAGGGACGAGCUCAAAGGGGAAUGGAAAGAGUUCUGCCAGGCGCCCAUCCGUUGCCUUGUUUCACUUUUGCCGAAGCUUAAACGAUGCCAUGAUGCCAGCUGUGACUGCGAUGCCUGGCAUAACCAUGAAAGUCUCACCAUUAAAGACCCCAUCUUAGAUGUGUGGCGACGCCAAUUCCUUCGGAGUGGUUUCAAGCCUUGCCCGGCAGAAGAAGCUGACAUAUUCACUGCCUGCAUCCGCAUUCCAACGUGCAUUUUGGCCCCACUGCUGACGCAUAGCGGAAUGGAAGGAGCCUAUUGUGAACCUCGAACACCUGACGGCAAAGAUAUCCUUGCUGACUACACUGUGAUAUGGACACCGCGCCAUAGCCUUCAGGACAUGCAGCACCUCAUGAGGACCAAUCCUGCGGUCACGGGCCUUGCUAGAUUGGGAGACAGGCAGAAUCCUAUCCAAAACUGGGUGGGAAUGCAGGCCACUCCAACCUACCACACCGUGCCCAGGAAGAGGAGCCAUGUGGCUUGUGCAAUCGACAGAGGUGCCACUGCUGCUGAGAAUGACCCUUGGAUCAAGCAGGACCCCUGGGGAGCGUACAAGCCCUCCAGUAACAUGCCAGCCCCCACGGGCCCCACAGAAGGAAUGAAACAAUUAGAGGACAGAAUCCAAAGUGCGGUGAUUGCGAAGCUUCAGCCACCCAUGGAGGAUGACAUGCCUGAACGAGUUCAUGUUCUGGAGGACCAAGUCCAACAGCUCCUUGCCAAGCAACAGGGUCUUGAACACCAGAUCCAUGAAUACAAUGGCCAGCACACUCAGCAGAUUGCAGCCCUCCAAGGGCAGGUGCAAGCUCAGUCGCAACAGUUACACGGUCACCUUGAAAAUCAGAACCAAACAAUUCAGUCACUGUUCGAACAGCAGAUGACCCAGAUCAGGGGGCUGUUAUCAAAGCGGCCGCGAGAUGAAGCGAGUCGAUGGCCUUAUGUUGUUUUUCUUGCCGCUGUGUGCAGAAUUGGUGAAGCUUGCAACCCUGGCCCUGACUCAGAUUUUGUUAUUGGCACCUUCAAUCCAUCUGGAUUACGAGGGAAAGCACCUUACAUUGUUUCACACCUGGCCUUUGGGGAUAUUUGGGCCGUGACAGAGACACACCUUAGCUGCACAGAUGUCCAUGCCUUUCGUGCUGGGCUCAGUUUUGCCAAGAGUUCCUUUAGGUAUUGUGUGGGAGGCCACCCGGUGCCUUCGCAAACCAACCGUCAGUUUCACAAUGCAUGGAGAGGGGUUGCCACCAUCUCCAAACACCCGACCAGAGCCGUUCCAACUGUAUGGCCACAAAACAUCCAGACUUCUUCCCGCAUCAUGUGCACUGCUACGUUGCUUCAAGAUGUUUGGGUCACUGGUGCCACGAUCUAUGGGGAACCUGAAAGUGCCAUGUACCCAGCAUAUAGGUCCAACAAUGAGCUGCUUUUGCAGCAAGCCAUUAGUCAGGUUUGUUACCUUUCUAAAGGACCCAGGUAUGUCUCCGGCGAUUGGAAUGUGGCCCAGCACUCCAUACCGGCAUUUGCAGAGCUGGAGAAAGCUGGCUUCCGUGACUUGCAAGAUAUUGCCAACCAGGAGUGGGGAUAUCCUAUCCGUAACACUUGUAAAUCUGCCACGCGUAAGGAUUAUUGCUACGUUUCUAGGGAAUUGCAAGCCUUGCUCAAAGAAGUACAUGUUGCAGAGGAUGUCUUUCCUGACCAUGCCGUGCUGUAUGGGGUUUUUCAAUCUUUGGGGAACAGCUUGCCACGCCAGAUUUGGGCAGUCCCCCAUGACUUCCCAUGGCCAAAAGUGUGGCCGGUUAACCCUAACCUUUGGGCCCAACAUACAGGUUCAUGUGAUGAGAAGUACCAAGCCCUUUGGCACCACAUUGAGACUUCGGCAAGUGAUGUUGUGCCUUUCCAGGUGCCACGCAAGGCCAUAGGUCGUGCACAGACAUGUCAAACAUCUGCCAUUAUCGAUGGCAAAGUUUCACCGUUGAAGAAGGCCAGGGAUGGGGAUGUGAAACCACAGUAUGUGGCUGCAACCUAUCGACACUCUCAAUGGUUGAGACAAACCCGUCGCCUGCAGUCAUACAUCCGCCAUGUCAAACAUGCUGGCAAUGAAACUGCUCAUGCGAGGGCGGUUUGGGGGUCUAUCCUUCGUGCGGCAGGUUUUCAUCCAUCUUUCCCAAAGUGGUGGGACACGUGUGAUUUCCGUACUCAUGGAGCUCCUGUUGCCAUCCCAUUUGUAACUCCUGGGGAAGAUGUUGCAAUGCAUAUCUUUGAUACUGUGGUGCUUGCCUUCCGUGCCAUGGAACAAGACUUGCAUAAGGCCUCCUGGCAAUAUGCGCGACUCAGACGAGAACAGAAUCCCAACAUGAUUUUCCGUGAUCUCAAGACGGGUGGACAGACUGGGGUGGAUAUACUCACUAAAUCCACCACUGCCGUGGUUGAAGAGGUGCGACAGCAAGACAUGGCAAUAGUUUUGGAAAAACCCACUGCUUUUGUUCCUGACAGGCCAAUUCUUUGCAAUGGCGCACAGCUUGCUAUCAUUCACCAUGAUUCUGAUUGCCUGUGGGUGGAGGAUGCCCAAGACGUCAAGCAAGGCAUGACGUUGGCACAACCGGCUCACAUUGGCACUGAAGAUGAAUUGUUUCACUUGUUUUUAGAGACAUGGAAAGAAAUGUGGGGGAGACACCAAGAUGUUUCACCAGAGCGAUGGCACACCAUUUUAGAGUUUGCGCGGGCCCAUCUGCCCAGACACCAUAUGUGUUGGAACCCUAUGGACCCUGAUGCGUUGGCCCAAUGCAUUGCCCAGAAAAAGAACACCACCUCGGCUGGUUUGGAUGGUGUUACUCUCAGCGAUUUGAAGGCCAUGCCGGUGACUGCACUGGAAAAUUUUACUCACAUGUAUAGGCAAGCUGAGACAACAGGUGAAUGGCCAACUCAAGUGCUGGCAGGCAGGGUCACCUGUAUCGCAAAAACUGAGGAACCCCAAAGUGCCUUGGACUUUCGCCCCAUAACGGUGUUCAGCCUCUUGUUUCGCUGCUGGGGUACAUUUCACGCAAAGAAAGCUAUUCGCAUGCUUGAACCUGCCCUACCUGAUGGCCUAUUUGGCAGUAGGCCCCACCGUUUUGCAGGGCAAAUAUUGUCACAUGUGCUCUGGAGUAUUGAGAUGGCAUAUGAGGAAGGGUUGCCCUUAAGUGGGGUCAUUGCUGACCUGCGCAAAGCCUUCAAUUAUCUCCCUAGGGAAGUGGUAUUGGAAGGAUGUGCAAUUGUUGGGGUCCCAUUUCCGGUGUUGACUGCUUGGGCCGGGGCUUUGACCAAUAUGCCCCGGCGAUUCCAAAUUCAGGGUAGUAUCAGUAAGCCUGCGUACAGUACAUGCGGGUUGCCUGAGGGAUGUGCAUUGUCCUGCCUUGGUAUGAUGGUUGUUGACAUGAUGUUCCAUGCUUGGAUGGUCCACUUUUUCCCUUUGUGUCAGCCGCUGUCCUAUGUCGAUGAUUGGCAAAUUUUGGUCUGUCACCCUGAUGCCAUGCAACCUACUUUUCAGUGCUUGGAGCGAUUCGUUGCUGCCAUGGACAUGUUUCUAGAUCAACGUAAAACCUCCACCUGGUCCCUCAGUGCCGAGGGUAGGAGUAGCAUUCGGUCUCAGGGCUUUGGAUUGGUGGCUUCAUGUCGCAAUUUGGGCGCGCAUGUCCAGUUCACCCGGCAACACACCAAUCACACCCUCAUGGAGCGCAUAGCCCGUCUUAGCCCCCUGUGGCCUAAGCUAAGGAUGUCGGCUGCCCCUUAUGCCCAUAAGGUAAGAGCCUUGUUGAGUGCGGCAUGGCCACAGGGAUUGCAUGGUAUUGCUGCUACCACGAUUAGCCAGGCUACUUACCAGGCGAUUCGUGCAGGUGCCAUGAAAGGUCUCAAGAUGGAUGCCUCCGGGGCAAAUGCGCAAGUGCACCUUGGUUUAGUGGAACAAAGUAGUGUUGACCCCUUCUGUUGGUCCAUUCUACAAACCUUUGGUCUCACCCGAGACUGUGGCUCUCCUCCCAGGGUUGAAAGUGUUUUAGCUGACGUCGCCCGUGAUAUGACAUGCAUCCCUAACAACUCCAUCACGCACACGCUCUUUAGGCGGGUGAUGGCUCUAGGCUGGCAUGUCACGGGAAGUGGGCAGAUACAGGACAUGAUUGGGCAAUUUUCACUGUUUGAGGCCUCCAUGGUGGAGCUCCGCUACAGAGUUGAGUUUCAUUGGCCAUGGGUUGUUGCAGCUGCUGUUGCCCACAGACCAUGUUUUGCGGGCCUUAGUGAGGUGGAUGCCCCAGCCACACGUGAAUGGCUGCAAUCCCUGGAUACUGCGGACAGAGGCCUUUUCAGGAAAAUUUUGAAUGGAACCCAUAUCACUCAGGAUGGCAAGAAAUACUGCCAGGAAGCGGAGCUGGAUGUGUGCCCCUUUUGUGCAUGCACCGAUAGCAGGUACCAUCGCUUCUGGCAAUGUGAACACUUUGAACACAGACGACAGCAUGUCUCACCUGAAGAUUUGCGUAUCAUUCUUGAACUACCUGAGGCAAUCUCUUGUUGCGGUUGGGCCCUUUCUCCCACCACCAGACUCGAAUGGCACCAGUAUUUGGACACGUUGCCACUAACGAGUCCACCUAGGGUUGAACACCAUGGUCCUUUGCAUUUGUUUACUGAUGGUAGCUGUCAGAUGCAACAUUGUGCACAAUUGCGUUUUGCAAGUUGGGCGGUGACCCGAGCUACAGAACUUGGGGUGCACUGUUAUGAUGGCACAGCGUUGAUUGACUCAGGCCCUCUGCCAGGUUUACUCCAAAGUGCCAUUCGUGCUGAAGUGUUCGCUGUUAUGCGGGCCUUGCAAAGUGCAGGGACCCAUGUGGGACCACUUCACCUUUGGUCGGAUUGUGCAGCGGUUGUUCGGAAACUGCGAAAGCUGAUUGCUGGCCAUAGCGUGCGGGCCAACAGUACACAUGCUGACCUGUGGGGAGAAAUUGAGAGAUUGGUGCGGCACCGCACUGGUCAGAUUAGUAUCACCCGCGUAGCAGCUCACCAGACAUUGCAGGGGAAUGAAACUUUCUUUGAGGAAUGGUGUUUCAGGAAUAAUGCAUUUGCAGACAAGUGUGCGGUUCAGGCCAAUAGCAACAGGGGAGCUCAUUUCUGGUCACUGUGGGAUAGGCACCAGCAUGCCUUUUCACGAGCCCGGGCCCUCAGUUCUCUUAUCCAGGGUGUGCAGCUUGCUAUUAGCCAGGAUGUUGUGAGCAUGGAACCUUCUGAUUUGCCGGACGCGCUCCCUGAGGAGUGCAUGCUGCCACUCCCUGACUCUCCAUGGACACCCCUGCCUAGAUUGCACAUCCCUGCCGGUGCGGUGCGAUGGUAUGGAGACCACAUGGUGCGGCUUGUGAUUAGCUGGUUCUGGCAAACUCUCUUUUCUGCUGAUGGGCCGAUGAGGUGGAUAUCGCAUUUUCAGUUGUACGCUGAUUUUAUGAUGGCGACUGGUCACCCAGGACCGGUGCACAUGCAUAAGUGGCUGGAGGGCACACAGGUUUCACAUUUAACCCUGCAAGGUUUUGGUUUCAAACAAAGAUCCAGGUGGUUUGCGAAGAUCCUUAAGGAGACGAUCCGUCACAUGGGGAUCAGUUUGCACUUUGGAUAUGGGAAACCUUACUCUAACAUGGUGUUGACAUUUACUGGCGUGAUGGCACUGCCUUGGCCACAAGAUAGGUUGGAAGCGAUUGAUAAUUGGAUGUUGGCUUGCGCUGGCACUACGUUCCGCCGGCAAUCCAAAAAGAUCGACGCCCUGCCAUUUUGUGACCGCAAUGCUAGUUUCACCCAGGUCUAUGUCACAACAAUUGGCAUGUGA
This is a messenger RNA of Cladocopium goreaui, 8994 nucleotides long. The record is from the annotation of a GenBank genome assembly. NCBI's taxonomy places the organism in Eukaryota, Dinophyceae, Suessiales, Symbiodiniaceae.